This is a messenger RNA of Micromonas commoda, 701 nucleotides long. RefSeq lists its product with no specific name. Bases 1 to 609 code for a protein of 202 amino acids. The transcript is spliced from 2 exons. NCBI's taxonomy places the organism in Eukaryota, Viridiplantae, Chlorophyta, Mamiellophyceae, Mamiellales, Mamiellaceae. Gene Ontology annotation, molecular function: GTP binding; GTPase activity. The record is from RefSeq and is a predicted model, not a curated record.
AUGUCCACACUACCUGUCAUGCAGGCAAAGCUGGUACUCCUCGGCGACAUGGGUGCUGGCAAGUCUUCCUUGGUGCUUCGAUUCGUGAAAGGUCAGUUCUUCGAGUACCAGGAGUCCACCAUCGGCGCAGCGUUCCUCACGCAGACGGUGUCUGUGAGCGACGCAACGGUGAAAUUCGAAAUAUGGGAUACGGCAGGACAAGAGCGUUAUCACUCUCUGGCGCCCAUGUAUUACCGCGGUGCCGCCGCGGCCAUCAUCGUGUAUGAUAUUCAGAGCCCGAGCUCGUUUGAACGCGCAAAAAGCUGGGUUAGAGAGCUGCAGAGACAGGGCAACGCUAACCUAGUCAUGGCUCUGGCGGGCAACAAGGCUGAUAUCGCGGAGAAGGAGCCGGAGAAGCGCAAGGUUGACGCGGACGAGGCGCAGGCGUAUGCGGACGAAAACGGGCUCUUCUUCAUGGAGACAUCCGCCAGGACGGCAGCAAACGUCAACGACCUCUUCUAUGAAAUUGCGCGGAAGCUGCCCAGGGCUGAGCCGCCCACACCCGCGGCGGCGGGAGUCACGCUCAGCGCCCAGAGGCAGUCCCAGCGGCCAAAAAGUCAGUGUUGCUGAUUGGACCAACGCGGACAGCAGCUGUGGACCUGGCCGAAGUGUACCAGUACUCCUAGAAAAUUCCCAAUUGACUUUAACUACUUCUGCUAAAC